Messenger RNA from Daktulosphaira vitifoliae (grape phylloxera), 1547 nucleotides. Its product is annotated as obg-like ATPase 1. The record is from RefSeq and is a predicted model, not a curated record. Gene Ontology annotation, molecular function: ATP binding; GTP binding; ATP hydrolysis activity. NCBI's taxonomy places the organism in Eukaryota, Metazoa, Arthropoda, Insecta, Hemiptera, Phylloxeridae. The transcript has 10 exons. Gene Ontology annotation, cellular component: cytoplasm. The coding region runs from base 159 to 1352 and encodes 397 amino acids.
AUCAAUGUUAUUUUAUUGUUAAAAGUGAUUACACGAUAUACCGGAUAAAAAUGUGUUUAAGUAAACCACAUUUUAAUUAAGUAAAUUAAAUUAAAGUAUAAAAUUAUAAUAGUGAGAAUACAUUAUAAGCUUAAGUGUUUUUAUAAAAUAUAGUCAAAAUGCCACCAAAAAAGGUCGAAGAACCUGAAAGAAAACCACUUAUUGGUCGUGUAGGAACCAAUUUAAAAGUUGGCAUUGUUGGUAUUCCAAAUGUGGGAAAAUCAACAUUUUUUAAUGUUCUAACUAAGAGUGAAGCAGCUGCUGAAAACUUUCCAUUUUGUACCAUUGAUCCAAAUGAAAGUCGUGUACCUGUACCUGAUUCACGAUUUGAUUAUUUAGUUGAAUAUUUUAAACCAGCAAGCAAGGUUCCAGCAUUUUUGAACAUCGUAGAUAUUGCUGGAUUAGUAAAAGGUGCUGCUGAAGGCCAAGGUUUAGGAAACGCCUUUUUGUCUCAUAUAAAAGCGUGCGACGCCUUAUUUCAUUUAUGUCGUGCAUUUGAAGCUGAAGAUGUAAUUCAUGUUGAAGGAGAAGUUAAUCCAAUCAAAGAUAUGGAGGUUAUUAAUGAAGAGUUACGUUUGAAAGAUGAGGAAUAUUUUAAUGCUAACUUAGAAAAACUUGAAAAGUUAGCUAUACGAGGUGGAGAUAAAAAAUUAAAACCUGAAUAUGACACUUUUUUGAAAAUCAAAACUGUGUUAGUUGAUGAGAAGAAACACAUUCGAUUUGGAGAUUGGAGUGCUCUUGAUAUAGAAUUUCUUAAUAAGCACAUGUUUAUUACUACAAAACCAGUUAUUUAUUUGGUGAACCUUUCUGAAAAAGAUUAUAUUAGAAAGAAAAAUAAAUGGUUGAUUAAAAUUAAAGAAUGGGUUGAUAAAAAUGACCCUGGAGCAAUGAUAAUACCUUUUAGUGGUGUGUUUGAGAAUAAAAUUAUUGAAAUGGAAGAACCAGAACGUAAGAAGUAUUUAGAAGAAGUACAAGCUACAAGUGCUCUAGAUAAAAUAAUUGUUCAAGGUUAUAAAGCACUACAAUUGCAAUACUUCUUUACUGCGGGUCCUGAUGAAGUUAAAGCAUGGACUAUACAAAAAGGUUUUAAAGCACCUCAAGCAGCGGGUCGUAUUCAUACAGAUUUUGAAAAAGGUUUUAUAAUGGCUGAAGUAAUGAAAUUUGAAGAUUUUAAAAAUGAAGGGUCUGAAGCUGCUUGCAAGGCUGCUGGAAAAUAUCGUCAACAGGGUAGAAAUUAUGUUGUUGAAGAUGGCGAUAUUAUAUUUUUCAAAUUUAAUGCUGGAGCUGGUUUGAAGGAUGCAAAGAAAAAAUGAAUUGAUAAUAAUUAAUAUUUUACAAACAAUAAUAUAAUUCUCUAUUAUUAACAAAAAAUAUGUUUUUUUUUUCAUUUAAGUGUCUAUUAAUUUAGACAAUUUAAAUAUAAGUUCAGAGUUAAAAAAUGUGUACAUUAUAUUAGAUAAUUGAUUAAAAUUAAAUUAAGUUUUAGUUUAAAUAUAAUUGUUCAACAA